AUGCUGCAGGCUGCUGCAGAGGGCCUCGCUGGGGGGCCCCCCGGGGCCCCCCAAGGGGGGCCCCCCGGGGGGCCCCCCUGCCUGCCGCCUUUUCCUUCUCAGUACCCAACGCGAUGUGUGCUGGGUUGUGUGCAGCUGAUUGACUGCGUCGCAGCGCCGGGUGAUGACUGCGGCGGCUCGGAGGCUUUCCUCUUUCGCUUUGCCUUGCCGCAGCUGCUGCAGGUUCCUAUGAAGAUUCAAGGGGGCGACAAGUUUUGGUGUUUGCCCAAGGGCCUCCUCCCGACCCUCCAGGCUUCUCUUUUGCCGCCGCGCUGGCCGGCGGUCUGGGGGCCCCCAGCAGCACUGCUGACCCCCAGCAGCAGCAGCAGCAGCAGCAGCAGCAGCAGCAGUGUUGAGGGGGAUGAUGCACCUGAGCAGCAGCAGCUGCAGCAGCAGACAGACCCGACCGCAGAAGAGCCCGAGGCCUUCUGGUGA
Eimeria tenella is the source of this 474-nucleotide messenger RNA. Its product is annotated as putative zinc finger motif, C2HC5-type domain-containing protein. The coding region runs from base 1 to 474 and encodes 157 amino acids. The transcript is spliced from 3 exons. NCBI's taxonomy places the organism in Eukaryota, Apicomplexa, Conoidasida, Eucoccidiorida, Eimeriidae. The record is from RefSeq and is a predicted model, not a curated record.